Molecule: messenger RNA, 543 nt
Organism: Hibiscus syriacus
Lineage: Eukaryota; Viridiplantae; Streptophyta; Magnoliopsida; Malvales; Malvaceae
Product: non-specific lipid-transfer protein 1-like
Exons: 2
Coding region: 30-404 (124 amino acids)
Biological process (GO): lipid transport
Cellular component (GO): membrane
Molecular function (GO): lipid binding
Source: RefSeq, a predicted model, not a curated record
UUCUACUGUCCAAAUAGAGUCCAACUAUCAUGGCUGCUGCCGGAGUCUGGAAGUCGGUUUCUCUAAUGCUCGUCGUUUCGAUGGCGGUGAUAAGCGGUGCACCCGAGAUGGUCAAAGCAACGAUCACUUGCAGCGACGUGGUGGGCAACUUGAUGCCAUGCCUUUCCUACAUUUCAAACGGCGGACCAAUUUCUUCUGCUUGCUGCAGUGGGGUGAAAACACUCUAUGGCGAGGCUCAAAACCCGGGUGAUCGCCAAAGUGUGUGCAAAUGCAUCAAAUCAGCCGUGAAUGGGAUCGGGUAUUCUAACAUCAACUACGAUCUGGUUGCCGGAAUCCCCGAAAAAUGCGGUCUCGAUAUCCCGUACAAAAUCUGCCCUUCCACUGACUGCGACAAGGUGCAGUGAACUGAGGUCGAUGUUGGUGUUAUUUUGCAAGCUAAAAAUUAUGUAAUAAAACUACUAUAUGUAGUAAAACAGUGUGUAAUGUCGGCUACUAGAUUGUGGAAAGCUGUGUUGAUGUUGUUUUCGGAUUUGAAACUAUUUG